UGAACUUUGACACGUCAACUAACCCCUACAACCACCACUUUGUAAUAAAACUCGACCACAUCGGUCAUGUAAAUAUGCCGGUCAUGCCUUCUUACUACCUAUAUCUCAAAUCUGCAGGCACUUUGACAUUAGAAGCCACCUGCUCUGAUCGAAACUACCGUUUCUCAUAUUCAUAUCGUGCGGCAGUGACCCUUUCUUCCUUCUUUCUUCAAUAAUGAGUACUCGAGUUUGUGCUCAACUAGACAUUGGCGUGUUCGCCUUUUCACUUCCCCUCUCUCUUCCUCUCGUAACUUUGUAUCAGCCUUGAUCAUGGACUCGAAGCUGAAGCAUUUCAAGAAGAAGAACUUGUCGGCGUUCUUCGACUCCUGGAAUGAAACAGCCACGAGCGACAAGCAACACGUACAGGAGUAUGGCUCUUUUCCAACCCGCAAAGAUGACCUCUUUACGCACAAUAACGCCAAUCAGAUACCUGAAGGUUGCAGUCCUGGUCGUCGUCUCCGCUUGAUGGGAUCUAUCCGAAAGCUGAGGUCUAGUCUUGAUUUGAGCAGGAUUGUAGCUCAAGGUGACGCGAGUCCUGAUGCUUCACCAAGAUCAGUCAGGUCAAGAAACUCGCUACCACUCGGGUUCAACCUUUCACCGCCCACCAGGGUCUUGUCUGGUUCAGGAAGUUUCAGGUCGAGAUUUGGAAAUUCCAGUAUUACGCAUUCAUCGCCUAUCGCAGUGUCAGCUAGUACGAGAAUUGGCCCCGAUGUUGGCAAGAGUACGCCUCCUAGCACAAACACUUUCGAAGUAGGCACGGUGCCAGUAUCUCCUUCUCCUCUCACGGAACCAGCGGUACAGAAGUCUAUCAUCAUCAACGCUCGUCCCAACCCCUUCGCCCAUAGCUUGACUAACGGUACAUCGGUCGUGUCAAACGGUAAUUUGAGCUCCGUUCCACUGCCGCGAAAUAGUCUUCCUCUGGUCGAUGGGAAGACACCUGACAUUGUGCUGUCACCAGCAUCUCCGACCUCGGGGAAUCUUGAUUAUUUUUCUUUACCUGAUACGAAGUUGCAAAUCAGCGAUGAGUCGCCAAACACUGCGUGUAUCUUUGCGUCGCCUUUUGAUGGCAUGCCAGAGAAACCACCCGUAUGGCCACUUGCAGACAACUAUUCAGGAUCUUUCAAUCUACCACUCUCGAAAACAACACCUAUUUUGACUUCGAACGAGAAUCAUUAUGGGAAGAGCAGGCCGUUGGAUACUGGUGAUCAAAAGCAGUCGAGAAGAUAUGAAAGCUCACAGGUAUCAGAGGCCAACACCAUCGAGUCUUUGAGAAGAGAUGCCGAUGUCUCGGCGUAUCUUGCUCUGGAUGCUUUGCAUAACGAGUCACAUUUGUCUGCGACUGGAUCCAACGAUCAGGGUAACAGCCAUGAUGGAAUCUCUGGUAUCCCUGGCGCUUUGGAUAGACCUUUGCAGACCAUCGUUGGAGAGAAUAGUACGCAAGCAAGACUUUGUGUGCCCGAACCUACACGCAUAGCUGCACCGAAAUCGACAAUGUCUCAUGUUGGUGAUGAGAUUACCACUGCAGAUAUGGAGCAUAGUGGCAGCAGUGGAGAACAGGCGUCCAAAUCUGGUCCUGAAAGGGCAUUCGAUGAGUAUGUCUUCUCAAAGACUACAGGUCUCGUGAAGGUAUCUGAUCUCGUUAGCGCCGAUAGUAAGGAGCAGGAGGAGGCCCGACUACUGGAGGGAGGUGAAGAAGAUCCGGAAACUGAAAAAGAGGACGACGCAUUACACGACAUGAUUUUGUUGCACAGGGUCGUAAACAAUAGUCUCGGUGGAUGAUUACUUCGGGGUAGCAUCCAACCGAGCACCGAAGCGCAUCCCCACAAUAGUCACCGUGCAUCUGGGCCAGACCUCUUUGGGUGGACCCUUCGCUCAUAAAAACUUUCUAGGUAUUAUUGUUAACAUGGUUGGUUAAAAAAGAAUAAGUUUUGGCGGCAUGGAGCAGUUGUUGAGUGUUUUCUGGGUCACGUAUGAUGGGACUUGGAUCAAGUUUAGCG
This is a messenger RNA of Aaosphaeria arxii CBS 175.79, 2036 nucleotides long. RefSeq lists its product as uncharacterized. The record is from RefSeq and is a predicted model, not a curated record. Lineage: Eukaryota; Fungi; Ascomycota; Dothideomycetes; Pleosporales. The coding region runs from base 310 to 1818 and encodes 502 amino acids. The transcript has 3 exons.